Cordyceps militaris CM01 is the source of this 2109-nucleotide messenger RNA. Its product is annotated as Nulp1-pending protein. Gene Ontology annotation, cellular component: RQC complex. The record is from RefSeq and is a predicted model, not a curated record. Lineage: Eukaryota; Fungi; Ascomycota; Sordariomycetes; Hypocreales; Cordycipitaceae. The coding region runs from base 1 to 2109 and encodes 702 amino acids. Gene Ontology annotation, biological process: ribosome-associated ubiquitin-dependent protein catabolic process; rescue of stalled cytosolic ribosome. The transcript has a single exon.
AUGUCCAGCCGCCAGUUGCGCAAGCUGCAGAAGCAGCGUGAACUGGAGGAAGCUUUGAAGAAGCAGACUCUCGAAUCAGAGCAAGCCGAAGAAAGUGAAGAAGAGCCCGUACCCGUAGCGAGACCGAAACCCAACCUCUUUGCUGCCCUUGGCGGCGAGGAUGACGAUGCGGAUGCUGAGGCAGAGGAAGAUGACGACGAUACGCACGGCGCUAUGACAGAACCCGCGGUCAGCGAACAAACACCAUCAGCUAUGGCAAAAAAGAGUAAAAAGAAGAAGAAGAAGAGCAAGAAAAAGGCAACCGCAGUGGUGGCAGCGGAGGACGAGGACGAGAUUGACAAGGCAAUUCAUGCGCUCAACCCUGUCAGCAUUGAACAACAUGAGUGUGAUUCAGACGACUUGAAUGUGCGCCGCGCUUUAAUGUUGAAUAAAAUCUUCCAGAUCAACACACAGAACCUCCGCGUCAUAAACGAGAUGCGCAGCCUGUUUGGCCGCGAGGUCAUCGAGUCGGCCGACGCCGAGGAGGAACGACAGCACCAGGAGGUCCGGCGCGGACGCGGCACUCAGGGCCAGCAGGUUGACCUGGAGACGUUUCUGCGCUCGCAACCGCCCAACGCCAAGAAGCUGCCCGAGGUGUCGCGGCGGCGCAAUGUCUUUGUGCAGGGGCGCGACCACUGGCCGGCGGCGUCGGCCAACGGCCUGACGAUGCGGGAGACGCGGCGUUCCCCGGAUGAGGUGCGGUGGGUAGAGUACGCGUGGCAUCACGAGGGUGAAUACGACCAGCUGCAGGCGCUCUUCUUCGCGGUCGUGCAGGAGGGCCAGCCGAUGCGAAUGGUCAGCUUUGUCGCGCGCCUGCCCUACCACGUAUCGACGCUGAUGCAGGUAAGCUUCAUCGCCAAGCAGGACCAGAACAUGGCGUUGUCAGGGGAGCUGUGCGAGCGCGCCCUGUUCACGCUGGGCCGCGUCACGACGUCGGCGUUUCGCCGGGACCUCGAGCAAGGGCGCGCGCGCCUCGACUUUUGCCGCCCGGAGAACCGGCAGUUUUGGCUCGCCGGAUACCACUAUCUGCGUAGCCUGCUGCGCAAAGGCACAUACCGCACGGCGCUCGAGUGGGCCAAGGUCUUGUACAUUCUGGACCCGCGUGACCCGUACGCGAUCCGGCACUAUCUGCACUUUUUGGCGGUGCGCGCACAUCAGCCCCAGUGGCUGCUCGAGUUUCUGGAGUACGUGCAAGGAGACAAGUCUACUAUGCGAGAGGAUAUCAAAUAUGUCAAGCAGAGUGGGAUCCUAGCUAGGCUACAAAUGGGCGAGACGGAGACGGCCGGGAAAGAGCUCGCUGAGGGCAUGCAGACGGUGCCGUGGCUGUACUGCGCGCUCUUCCAAGAACUUGGCCUGGAUGCGCCGCCGUCCAUUUGGGGCACCUACGUCGAGAGCUCUGAGGAGGACGAGCGCAAGUUUUGGAUCAAGCUGUACCUGCACUUUGCCAAGGACCUGUGGAACAACACGCAGGCGAUGGCGCUGCUCACUGACGUAGCCGGGCGUCUGGAAAAGGUCCGCGUCAUGGACCUGCCCCGGACGGACGCGGAGCCCGGGCUCGACGCCACGCGGCUUGCCUACCUCGAGGGCCAGACGAGCAUCUUGGCCGUGGCGCCGCGGGCGCUUCUGCAGCGCCAACCUAACUACGACUUUGACCCCAUGCCGCCGACUUUUGAGGAGAAUGUAUUUGACUACCCGGCGGGCAAGCUGCCGUGGGCGGACCAGGACCCCGAUGAGGGCUGGACGACAGCGUAUCUGCAACGCAUACAAAAUGAUAUCAGGGCGCGGGGCGGCGGCGGCGGCGGCGGCAACGGCCAGCGGAUUCGAGGGCUUGGUGUGGGCGGGCAGCAGUUUGAGGGCGAAGAAUCAGACUACGACGACGUGACAGACGAGGAGCUCCGGCGGGACUUGGAAGAGCAUGCACGCAGGAGCAACGCACCGGGCUACCUCGGCCAGCUGAUGCAGAUGCUGGGCUUGGGUGGUGGCGGCGGUUCCGCGGCGCAGGGCGGCGAGGAUGAGGCGGCUGGUGUGGAAGAGCAGGGCGACGACAUGCCAGGGGCCUGGCGACAAUAG